Rhopilema esculentum is the source of this 5385-nucleotide messenger RNA. Its product is annotated as tudor domain-containing protein 1. Gene Ontology annotation, molecular function: metal ion binding. NCBI's taxonomy places the organism in Eukaryota, Metazoa, Cnidaria, Scyphozoa, Rhizostomeae, Rhizostomatidae. The record is from RefSeq and is a predicted model, not a curated record.
GUUGCUGUUGUUGUUGUUGAAGCUGCACAUGGCCUGUCAGUUUGUGCUGGAAAGUUGAGGCAGGCAGCAAACAUGCAGAGGUCACCGACUUGCGGGAACUGCCUAAGAAAUUAUGAAUUCAAAGAUUUCAGACCAGUUGGAUCUCACAUCCCACUGCUGCUGUCAUGUGGUCAUCCAUUUUGUGAAGGAUGCCUCCUGAAACUUGGCCGACAAAAAGACUCAAUCCAGUGUCCUCAAUGUGAGAAAGAAACCAAACUAGACCCAGAAGGAGAAAGAGGUGUCAAGAACCUCCUUCCAGACAUUUAUUUACUUGGUGUUCUGACACACAACAAAAGGGCUGCAUUAGAGAGUGGUCAGAACAGAGUUGUAACAGGUCCUCUGUGGAACUUUGGAAGCAUUUACCAUUUAGCUGCCGAAAAUGAAAGGGCCAAAGACAGUUCAAAUGAAGAAAGUGCAGAGGGAGAAAACAAAGAAAAUUCAGGAAAUGCUGAUUCUACCAGACAAGUUUUAUGCGAAGAAUGUUCUGGGGUGGCAACCUGCAUUUGCCAUAGCUGUGAUGACUGCGCGUUUUGUGAAAGCUGUUUUGUUCAAUGUCACAAAGCUUUGAAACGACUACAGAAACACCAGCCUUUGCCAUUGUCAUUUCCAAGGAAGGUGGAGUUGGAAUGCUCGGAUCACAGUGGCCGUGUCCUUGAAUUUUUUGACAAAACAUCGAAUCUGCCAGUUUGUGCACUAUGUGUUAUUGCAGAGAAGUGCAGUGGACAUGAAAUAGUUCCCCUUGGAGAGCUGGAUGGAGGCUUACAGGAAGAACUACAAAGCUCGAUUCUUAGUGCCAAAGAAACACUUGCUUGUUUGAAAAACUCAGAAAAGGUUAUCGCUUGUUCUCUGCCUGAGCUCUCAAUCACGGCAAACCAGUUUCUGCAAGAUGUUCGAGAAUUCUUCAAUCGUCUGCAUUCAGAACUACAAAUAAGGGAGGCAACUUUACUUGAACAGGCAGCCCAGAACUACGCGCAAAAUUUUGGAUUCACUUCAAUCAUGAUGGAUUGUCUUGAGAAGCAGAAACUUGUGGAAUCAACAAUUAAAGAUUGUGAAAUCUUACGUCAACAACCACAGAUUUUGAGGCUGAAAGUCAACGAGCUUUUGUCAAGAUUAGAGGAAUGCAAAAGCAUUGCAUGUUUUGCAAAAAAGGUUGAGAGGAAAGGUGACUACAUACGCUUCGUGGUCGACAAAGAAAAGGCAGAAGUUCUUAAAGAAAUCGGAGGAUUGGAAGUAACCGGAGAGAAAAUGGUCCAAAUGCUGAAACUUGCUGAUUUAACAGAUGAAGAAAGGAAUCUCAUGAAAGACGAAGCAUUUAGUUCAAAUGAUUUAAUGACACCCAGUCAAGGAAGUAACUUGUGUGAUGAGCUUGAAGCAUGUCCAAGAAUGUCUGGUUCAUUCGAAUUGGUAUACGUUACUUAUGUGAAGACGCCUGAAAAAUUUUACGUUCAGAGUUGUUCGAAUAAAGAGAGACUCCAACACAUGAUGCACAACUUGAACAAGUACUGCAGAAGCUCGGAUAAACCCGAGGACCUUGUCUUUUGUCCAAGAAAAGACGAAUUGGUAUGUGCUCAGUUCCUUGCAGACAACAACUGGUACAGGGCCCGUAUUGUCUCACCCAGGUCUCAGCAACAGCCCAACACUGUCCCAUCAUGGGAAAAUGGCCUUCCAAUCGAAGUGCAGUAUAUCGAUUAUGGGAAUACAGAAAGUCUGCCAUUGGCCAGAUUAAGGAAAAUGAGACCACAAUUCCUGGAAGUGCCCGAGCUUGCUGUUCCUUGUUCUCUUGUGGACAUCGUGCCUCCAGAGCAACAAAAAUCCUGGCCUCUUAAUUCGACCAAGGCGUUCUAUUCGUUUGUGGGAGACAAGCCGAUGCUUAUGAACAUCCAGUUCCAAUAUGAUGGCAAACUGUACGUUGACCUGCGACGUCCUGAUGAUGAUGAACCAACGAGAGAUGACGAGCGACCAGUCUCACUUAGAGAUGCCCUCGUUUUCAUGGAGUUUGCGAGGUUUAAAUCACCUAAUUCUAUGGCUAUUGAGCCACCGAAAGCAUCAAGAAAGUACAAGGAGCCGGUUCUUCCCGAAAUAGAAGAGAAUUCUGACGUCCUAAUAACCCAUGUGGUCAGUCCUGAUGAAAUUUACGUCCAAAAGUUUGCUUCACCCAUCGCUGAAGUGCAUGAAGAAUUGGCGAAGCUCUAUGCGAGAAAUCGUAAAGAUACAAACACCGUUUCAUUUCCUUAUCGAAACAUGGUUUGUGCAGCUAAAUUCUCGGAAGAUAAAUUAUGGUACCGUGGUUUGAUAACGCAUGUCUACGAUGACUGCAGCAUCCAAGUUCAGUUUGUUGAUUACGGAAAUUCUGAAAAAACCAUGCUCACUCAAAUUCGAAAACUUCCAGACACGUGUCUAACUCUUCGCAAGCAGGCUCUUCGCGUCAAAUUGAAAGAUGUCGGAUAUCUUACCGGCCAAACUGACUGGUCUCCAGAAUCAAUAAGCUUUCUCACUGAAGCAAUUUUGAAUAAGCCACUUGUCCUUAUGACUAAGGCAAUCGAAGAUGGCGUUCCACUGGUUGAGCUCUGCGACACCUCUACCGAUGAUGAUAUAUACAUCAACCAUUUGUUGGUGCAAAAAGGCUUCGCAAACAGCACAGGCAUCAGCUCUGAACAGAAAUCGUUCCUCGUUGGUUUUGGCACGAGUAAUGCAGAGGGCAGUGGCAUCAGGUUACUGAGCCAGGCACAGAAAUCUACACAAACAUAUCUUCCACCUGUACUGCCUACAGAAAAGAUAUUCACAGUGAUGGGGACCUUUGUUAGCAAAAAUGGAUGCAUAUAUGGACACAAAACUGAUGAAAGGGAGAAAGAGACAAUGAUUUUGAGAGCCGUUAGCCACAAAUGUAACGAUGACGAAAUCACAGAACUUCCCGGCAUGCAAAGCACUGAUGAACUCUGCAUAAAUCAAGCCUGCGUGGCUCAGUUUUCAGAAGACAGUCUUUGGUAUCGGGCUGUCAUCGUUGAAGUUGUUGACAAUGCCCAUGCAGAGGUUGAAUUUGUUGAUUUUGGAAACAGGGAAAUCGUUCAGGCAUCAGAUAUUCGACUUACAGCGGUGUCUCCUGAAAUUCCGAGACAGGCUCUGAAGUUCAAACUUUAUGGCAUUGAACCGAGCAAUGGCAAUGGAGAAUACGCCAAUGAAGCUAUCGACACCUUGAACAGCAUCAUGGUCAACCAAAACUUCAUAGUUCAUUUAGAAGGCCUACAGCAAGAUCCUUCGCUGCUUGUUGCCUCAAUAAUAGUCUCAUCUGGCCAAGACCUUGCCAAAGGUUUGGUAUCAGCAGGCUUUGCACGAGAAACAGAAAAUGAUCAGGAAGAAGCCCAAGAGAUUGAUCAUCUGGCUGCUCUUUCCCUUGACGACGACUUUGUCCAACCCACGCUGCCAGAGAUUGGGGUACAUUUUGAUGUGACAGUGACGCAAGUAGAAGCACCAAAUAUUGUUUUCAUUCAGAGGCUGCCUCCCUCUGAGGAUGAAGAAUCAUAUUCAAACGAUGCUGAUGAUACAGAAGAUAUUGCGAAGGAGCAAAUAGAUCAGCUCCACAGGCAGUCCGUCCUUAUGAAUUCAGAUGGUUUUUUUGAUGACAACUCAGCGCUGGACUCCAUAGAACCGGGAAUGGCUUGUUGCGGCAAAUAUUCAAAGGAUGAUCAAUGGUACAGAGUAAAGAUCGAGUCAGUGAAAACAAAAGAUGACAAUCCGGAUGGGGAAAUAAUUGGUGCAGAGGUACUGUUCGUCGAUUAUGGGACAAGCGAAGUUGUUCCUGUUGCAAGACUAAAAAGGAUACCUGAUGAUCUAAUGGAUUUGCCUUCCCAAGCCAUUUGUUGUGAACUUGCUGGAAUCUUCCCACCAGAAGACUUGGACAGGUUUGAUGAAUUUUUCAGAGGGACGCAGUGGCCCAUCAGCACUCUGAAAGCAGUGUAUGAGAUUGUGGCUGACAAGAGAUUAAUUGCUUGCAUUCUGGAUAAUGGGCCACCAAUCAAGAUUAUCCUCUUUGAUCGUAUUGGUAGUGAUGAAAAUGAAACUGGGGAAGUAUUUGACAUGCCUGUCGGCACAAUUCUCAGCACAAGAAACUUAGCUACUUAUGAUCUGGAAAGGUGCUUUGCUUCUCAAGAGUGAAGAUGGUACAUCUUAACUGUGUAAAUAUUCAAAGAAAAAUAAUGGCUCUUAUGGUUUCCUUGGUAACUGCUAAGACAAUUAAUCGAAGAGAUUGCAGGAAGUAUUUUCAAAAUUGUCUUAUUCAUUUUCGAAGCCUACAAAGAGGUACCAGUUUGCUUUCUUUCUGUGAGACUUUUGCAGAAUUUACAAAUGUUAUAAAAAGUUCAGCUCACAUAGAAUUAUAUUACAGCUAUCAUAUCUUAUAGCUUCUUUACUUUCUGUUGAACCAAUGUAAAGGGUGCUGUGUAUAUUGCUGCUGUCCUGCAUCAUAUAUACAAGUUCAUUUAUUAGCUAUUUAAAUUUUAUGAAAGGUUAGCAGUAUGAAAGAUGUAUUUACAAAUACUUCAACAAUGUACAUUUAAAUGAUAGAAAAAUUACAACAGCCAUUCAAUCAGUAAAUUGUUCAUACAUAUAAAGGUUCUCAUGGGAGGCAGAAACCCCUAAUGUUCAAUUGAUACCCCUCCCAUUGGCAGGCCAGGUUUCUGAAGUUUCAUGAAAACUGGCCACAUUCUAAGAAAUAUUCAAAAUAAAAAAAGACCCAUUUUUGACCAAGAAAGAAGUUCUUUGUUAUGAGGAAAUUUGAAAAGUUUAAAAAGCAUUUUGGUAUUUAUUUAAUAUAUAAGAAAUUGUAAGCUACUUCUGGGUAGGACAGUUUCAAAGAGCAUGCUGUAGCUUGUUGCAAAUAUGGUGGCUUCCCUGAACAUAAAAAUGCAUAACACAAGCUUUAUUCGAUUACCAUCAACACCAAACUUGAGGUCAUGGGGUUUUCUAGGCCAUGGAGUUUUCUAGGUUAUGGGGCUUUCUAGAAGCAAGGAGGAGGUUAAGCGAACGACACUCAGGGAAAUAAAGGAAAGCUAUGUUUUUUGACAACUUCCAGUUGUAACAUUGAAAAAGAAAAGCAUCUAAAUAAACAGCCAUAAUUGUUUUAACCAGCCUUUUAUGUUAAUGCAUAAUAAACCAUGUCCCAGUUUUUCCAGCUAUUAAAUAUGGCCAUUAUGGAAAGCUAGACUGUCCCAACAGUAAUUGUUAGAGCAAUUGUAUUAGUAAAUUAGUUAUAUUUAAUAGUUUUUAACUUGAAUUUUUCUUUCUGUCUUGUUUGUUUUGUUGUGUUUAAUUUUCAUCACAAAUUGUAAAAAAAUGAGUUAACUACUUGCA